Messenger RNA from Saccostrea cuccullata (small rock oyster), 566 nucleotides. RefSeq lists its product as uncharacterized. The record is from RefSeq and is a predicted model, not a curated record. The transcript is spliced from 5 exons. The coding region runs from base 97 to 444 and encodes 115 amino acids. NCBI's taxonomy places the organism in Eukaryota, Metazoa, Mollusca, Bivalvia, Ostreida, Ostreidae.
UCCUUCCUUGCCAAAAUCUCAGAAGCAACCUAACUUAUUGUCACCAAUCUGUUAGAUUCUAAAUCAGUAAAGACUUAGAAAACUAGAGGCGUGAAAAUGGCUUCCACGGGAAAGACUCCAUUGAAUCCAUUGAAUCAUGACUUUGUCGAUGAAAAUAAAGAAUAUGCAAAGAUAGUACUCUCAAAGAAUAAAAGUCAGAAAGAAACAACCCUGAGAGACAUAAAUUUCAAAGACUACGAGCAGUAUUUAGAAAAGACCCUCACAGAAACAUCAGUGGAAAUAAGGAUCCAAAUCAAGGAUGAAUGGUAUGGAUAUGGUUUUGAUAUACCAGGAGGACAUAAAAUUUACCCAGACAAAACAGUUGUAGAGACAACUGAGGAUACAAUCAAGGUCAAGAUUUUCAAGGAAACAAAAUUCCGUCUGAAGGACGCCAUGAUGAGUUAAACCAGACCUACUAAGUGUGACAAACACAGACCAAUAAUGUGUAUGGAGUAAAAAGAACUUUGUAGGUGGUGACAGCUACAUGAAUAUCUACAUUUUCUGUAAUUAUGUAUUCUGUAAUUAAU